AUUGUGUAGCGGCGAGAGUGGAGCAGAGCGGUGCGGAGCAGAUCUGGUGGUUCUCCGGAGAGCAGCUUCCUCGGGUGUUACAUGAGCCAAGCCCUCACUGUACAGAUGAGUGAGAGCUGAAACCUGUUCCCCGAGCUGAUCAGAAGGACAUCCCUUGGCCCCUCCAUCUGGGCCCCUGUGGAUAGGAGGGGCUGGGCGAGCAGGCCAGCUGGGCUAUGGUGUGGUGCCUCGGCCUGGCCGUCCUCAGCCUGGUUAUCAGCCAGGGGGCUGACGGUCGAGGAAAGCCUGAGGUGGUAUCGGUGGUGGGCCGGGCUGGGGAGAGUGUGGUGCUGGGCUGUGACCUGCUGCCCCCGGCCGGCCGGCCCCCCCUGCAUGUCAUCGAGUGGCUGCGCUUUGGAUUCCUGCUUCCCAUCUUCAUCCAGUUCGGCCUCUACUCUCCCCGAAUUGACCCUGAUUACGUGGGACGAGUCCGGCUGCAGAAGGGGGCCUCUCUCCAGAUUGAGGGUCUCCGGGUGGAAGACCAGGGCUGGUACGAGUGCCGCGUGUUCUUCCUGGACCAGCACAUCCCUGAAGACGAUUUUGCUAACGGCUCCUGGGUGCAUCUGACAGUCAAUUCACCCCCUCAAUUCCAGGAGACACCUCCUGCUGUGUUGGAAGUGCAGGAACUGGAGCCUGUGACCCUGCGCUGUGUGGCCCGUGGGAGCCCCCUGCCUCGUGUGACGUGGAAGCUCCGAGGAAAGGACCUUGGCCAGGGCCAGGGCCAGGUGCAAGUGCAGAACGGGACACUGCGGAUCCGCCGGGUAGAGCGAGGCAGCUCUGGGGUCUACACCUGCCAAGCCUCCAGCACUGAGGGCAGCGCCACCCACGCCACCCAGCUGCUAGUGCUAGGACCCCCAGUCAUCGUGGUGCCCCCCAAGAACUGCACAGUCAAUGCUUCCCAGGAUGUUUCCUUGGCCUGCCACGCUGAGGCAUACCCUGCUAAUCUCACCUACAGCUGGUUCCAGGACAACACCAAUGUCUUCCACAUUAGCCGCCUGCGGUCCCGGGUGCGGAUUCUGGUGGACGGGAGCCUGCGGCUGCAGGCCACCCAGCCUGAUGAUGCCGGCUGCUACACCUGUGUGCCCAGCAAUGGCCUCCUGCAUCCACCCUCAGCCUCUGCCUACCUCACUGUGCUCUACCCAGCCCAGGUGACAGCUAUGCCUCCUGAGACGCCCCUGCCCAUAGGCAUGCCGGGGGUGAUCCGCUGCCCGGUUCGUGCCAACCCCCCACUGCUCUUUGUCAGCUGGACCAAGGAUGGAAAGGCCCUGCAGCUGGACAAGUUCCCUGGCUGGUCCCAGGGCACAGAAGGCUCAUUGAUCAUCGCCCUGGGGAAUGAGGAUGCCCUGGGAGAAUACUCCUGCACCCCCUACAACAGUCUUGGUACCGCCGGGCCCUCCCCUGUGACCCGCGUGCUGCUCAAGGCUCCCCCAGCUUUUAUAGAGCGGCCCAAGGAAGAAUAUUUCCAAGAAGUAGGGCGGGAGCUGCUCAUCCCCUGCUCCGCCCAAGGGGACCCUCCUCCUGUUGUCUCUUGGGCCAAGGUGGGCCGGGGGCUGCAAGGCCAGGCCCAGGUGGACAGCAACAGCAGUCUCAUCCUGCGACCAUUGACCAAGGAGGCCCACGGGCGCUGGGAAUGCAGUGCCAACAAUGCUGUGGCCCGCGUGGCUGCCUCCACCAACGUCUACGUGCUGGGCACUAGCCCUCAUGUUGUCACCAAUGUGUCCGUGGUGCCUUUGCCUAAGGGUGCCAAUGUCUCCUGGGAGCCUGGCUUUGAUGGUGGCUAUCUGCAGAGAUUCAGUGUCUGGUACACGCCACUGGCCAAGCGUCCUGACCGAAUGCACCAUGACUGGGUGUCCUUGGCAGUGCCUGUGGGGGCUGCUCACCUCCUAGUGCCAGGGCUGCAGCCCCACACCCAGUACCAGUUCAGCGUGCUGGCUCAGAACAAGCUGGGCAGUGGUCCCUUCAGCGAAAUUGUCUUGUCUGCUCCUGAAGGGCUUCCUACCACGCCAGCUGCACCUAGGCUUCCCCCAACAGAGAUAUCCCCUCCCCUGUCCCCUCCACGGGGUCUGGUGGCAGUGAGGACACCCCGGGGGGUACUCCUACAUUGGGAUCCCCCAGAGCUGGUCCCUAAGAGACUGGAUGGCUACGUCUUGGAAGGACGGCAAGGCUCCCAGGGCUGGGAGGUGCUGGACCCGGCUGUGGCAGGCACAGAAACAGAGCUGCUGGUGCCAGGCCUCAUCAAGGAUGUUCUCUAUGAGUUCCGCCUCGUGGCCUUCGCAGGCAGCUACGUCAGCGACCCCAGCAACACGGCCAACGUCUCCACUUCCGGUCUGGAGGUCUACCCUUCGCGCACGCAGCUGCCGGGUCUCCUGCCCCAGCCCGUGCUGGCCGGCGUGGUGGGCGGGGUCUGCUUUCUAGGCGUGGCCGUCCUCGUGAGCAUCCUGGCCGCCUGCCUCAUGAACCGGCGCAGGGCUGCCCGCCGCCGCCGCAAGCGCCUCCGCCAAGAUCCACCUCUUAUCUUCUCUCCGACCGGGACGUCAGCUGCACCCUCUGCUCUGGGCUCAGGCAGUCCUGACAGCGUGGCGAAGCUGAAGCUCCAGGGUUCCCCAGUUCCCAGCCUGCGCCAGAGUCUGCUCUGGGGAGAUCUUGCCGGAACUCCCAGCCCCCACCCAGAUCCUCCGCCUAGCCGGGGACCCUUACCCCUGGAGCCCAUUUGCCGGGGCCCAGAUGGGCGCUUUGUGAUGGGGCCCACUGUGGCGGCCCCCCAGGAAAGGUCAGGCCCGGAGCAGGCAGAACCUCGGACUCCAGCCCAGUGUCUCGCCCGGUCCUUUGACUGUAGCAGCAGCAGCCCCAGUGGGGCACCCCAGCCCCUCUGCAUUGAAGACAUCAGCCCUGUGGCGCCCCCUCCAGCAGCUCCACCCAGUCCCUUGCCAGGUCCCGGACCCCUACUCCAGUACCUGAGCCUGCCCUUCUUCCGAGAGAUGAAUGUGGAUGGGGACUGGCCCCCUCUUGAGGAGCCCAGCCCUGCUGCACCCCCAGAUUACAUGGAUACCCGGCGCUGCCCCACCUCAUCUUUCCUUCGUCCUCCAGACACCCCUCCUGUGUCCCCCAGGGAAUCACUUCCUGGGACUGUGGUAGGGGCUGGGGCCACUGCAGAACCCCCUUACACAGCCCUGGCUGACUGGACACUGAGGGAGCGGCUGCUGCCAGGUCUUCUCCCUGCUGCCCCUCGAGGCAGCCUCACCAGCCAGAGCAGCGGGCGAGGCAGCGCUUCGUUCCUGCGGCCCCCCUCCACAGCCCCCUCUGCUGGAGGCAGCUACCUCAGCCCUGCUCCAGGAGACACCAGCAGCUGGGCCAGUGGCCCUGAGAGAUGGCCCCGAAGGGAGCAUGUGGUGACAGUCACCAAGAGGAGGAAUACAUCUGUGGACGAGAACUAUGAGUGGGACUCAGAAUUCCCUGGGGACAUGGAAUUGCUGGAGACAUUGCACCUGGGCUUGGCCAGCUCCCGGCUCAGACCUGAAGCUGAGCCACAGCUAGGUGUGAAGACUCCAGAGGAGGGCUGCCUGCUGAACACUGCCCAUGUUACUGGCCCUGAGGCCCGCUGUGCUGCCCUUCGGGAGGAAUUCCUGGCCUUCCGCCGCCGCCGAGAUGCUACUAGGGGUCGGCUACCAGCCUAUCGACAGCCAGUCCCUCACCCCGAACAGGCCACUCUGCUGUGAACACCCCUAAUGUGAGGCUGGGAAAAGGCAUAUGGACCUGCAAAGGAGGCCCCCAACCAGACAGACCUAGCUUCAACCUAGGGCACUGCCCCUUCCUGCCCCUUUGGUGCCCAGGCACAGACCCCGAUAGUGGGCUUGGGUCACCUUGGUAUGGAAUGUAUGUGCUGACCCCCUAGGUGAGUCUGGGGAUUGGAACAGGGAUCUUAGGUCUGCCUCUCUCUCUCUCUCUCUCUGUGUGUGUGUGUGAAGUUUUUUACAGGUGAAUAAACAAAGUUUGAAAGAUG
Messenger RNA from Piliocolobus tephrosceles (Ugandan red Colobus), 4039 nucleotides. RefSeq names its product immunoglobulin superfamily member 9 (gene IGSF9). The transcript has 21 exons. Gene Ontology annotation, cellular component: neuron projection. The coding region runs from base 216 to 3755 and encodes 1179 amino acids. Lineage: Eukaryota; Metazoa; Chordata; Mammalia; Primates; Cercopithecidae. The record is from RefSeq and is a predicted model, not a curated record. Gene Ontology annotation, molecular function: protein binding.